Mya arenaria is the source of this 847-nucleotide messenger RNA. RefSeq lists its product as uncharacterized. The coding region runs from base 107 to 847 and encodes 246 amino acids. Lineage: Eukaryota; Metazoa; Mollusca; Bivalvia; Myida; Myidae. The transcript is spliced from 5 exons. The record is from RefSeq and is a predicted model, not a curated record.
AUUAACUAGGAAGUUUUCAAAUGGAAAAAUGAUUUAAAACUUGUUUAUCUCGUCAGUUUUGUUGUUGGAACCGAGGAAUGAUUCUAAUAGUUUGAAUUGAAUAAAAAUGGCAAUAGCCGUGGAAUUCAUUUUAUCUUUGUUGCUGUUAUCUGCGACUGUGCGUUCGGAAGAUCCAGUUUGGUAUACUUCAGGUGUUAACGUUGCGCCUGAAAACCCUGUUGAUAGAGACUUAACGAACCACUCGCAUAGUGUUCCAUGCGCUACCAUAACCUUGCAUCAGUAUUCAAAUGAAGAUGAGUAUUUGUGGGACGCGGUUCUCCGGUGCACUUACUUUAUAUCAGGAAUUAAAAUACAUCACAGUGACAACGCAGCUCGUGAAAAGUUAUACGGAUUGACGAUUAUGACUAAUUAUCAAGGUUUUAAAACGGUGUUUGCAGACAAUGAAACGCACCUUUCGCAGUGCACGGAAUAUCAUGAACGAAAGGACACACCGCUGGUAUGUAAAGAUAUAAUAGAUGUCGCAUUGGAACCUCCGGUUCAAGCUGACCUUGUUAGACUGAAGUUAAAAUCUAACGUGACCCUCUGUGAGGUAGAAAUCAUAGCAGUCGUCUGCAAACUCCCAAAUGUUCCAAAUGGUGGAACGCAUGGCGAAGCUAAUACCUUACCUGGUUCAUCACUUACCCUGAAAUGUAAUGCGGGCUAUUUUACAAAAUCAUUGACCUCAAUGUGCACUGCACAUGGCACAUGGGAUCCUCAACCAAGAUGUACUAAAGCUUGCACGGUACCACCAUUUCUUAACGGGAAAUACACUUAUGCCAACUCUGAAGCUUUAAUUACUGGUAUGUGA